AUGUCGCUUAGCCUUUGCUUAAUAGGAAUUGUUUUUGGCUCUUUGUUGGGUUCUGGCCACGCAAAGGGUCAUUAUUAUGACGAAUAUAGCGAUCGGUUAGCUCGGAACAUGGUCGUUGUAGCUGCUGGGGCAUAUGCGCAAGAUCCUAUGCAAUGCCUGAACAAAGUAUAUCCAAUGGAUCAGUAUAAACUUCGAAGCCACAUGGUGACCGCAUGUGACGGUGAUAGUAAUACUUGUGGAGUUUAUACUGCCGUUAGCGCUAAGGAUCAACGAAUUAUUGUCGCGUUUCGGGGAACAGUUGGAGAUAAGCAAAUGAAGUUGGAGAUGGUCGAAUCGCUAAAGCCGAGCAUAGACUGGUAUAGUUACGGAUUAAUCGAUCGCUACUUUUACAAUGCCAUUGACAAAAUGUGGCCCUAUGUUGAAGGCGCUAUCAACGAAACCUCAUCCUCCCACUUCGAAAUAAAACUGCUUACAUUCGGGGAGCCCCGCGUCGGGAACGCGGUUUAUGCGGCUAACGUCGAUCGAGUGGUGAAGGAUGUCUAUCGAGUGGUGCACAAAGCAGAUGUUGUGCCCCAUUUGCCUCCUUGCAAGGAUUCUCGUACCGACCGUCGUGCUUGUGAUGCUGGGGACUUGCGCAGAAUGUAUCACCAUGGGACCGAAGUUUGGUAUAAUAACGAUAUGGGACCCGGAGCAGAUUAUAAGCUCUGCACUCGUUCGGAUGAAGAUGCAGAUUGCUCAGAUGGCUUGGGUAAAUGGGAGGGCAAAGAUCAUCUCAACUAUUUUGGUCACGACAUUGGCGCAUUCGGAGGCGCGACGUAUUACAAACGCACACAAGUGACUGGACCGCGUAUAUUGAGCAAUGUUCUCCCACUAAUGGGCGGAUAUGACGAAAUCGGUGGUAAAAAAAGAAGAGAGACAUGGGAA
Messenger RNA from Mesorhabditis spiculigera, 924 nucleotides. Lineage: Eukaryota; Metazoa; Nematoda; Chromadorea; Rhabditida; Rhabditidae. The record is from the annotation of a GenBank genome assembly.